Messenger RNA from Solenopsis invicta (red fire ant), 1911 nucleotides. RefSeq lists its product as uncharacterized. The coding region runs from base 129 to 1703 and encodes 524 amino acids. Lineage: Eukaryota; Metazoa; Arthropoda; Insecta; Hymenoptera; Formicidae. The transcript is spliced from 6 exons. The record is from RefSeq and is a predicted model, not a curated record.
GCAUGUGUGCAAACUGAUCAAAGUUCAGAAUACGCCAAAUUCAUAAGUCAGCGUAGAUUAUUUAUUCGAGGUAACGGACCCAAGAAUUGUCAGUCCUGGGCAAACUGAAGUAAAAGCAACAGACUACGAUGUUUUCGCAACGAGGACUAUUCUUAGUGCUGAUAAUUUCAUUGACGAGUAUCGUACUUGCCGACGUUCUCGUUCAACCCGGUUACGGACAACCUAACAGCAAUACACAUUUUUCGGUUCCGCAACAGAAGGAAUCGACGCAGCUUUCGGGAUUUCAAGCGGUGUAUCCCUAUUACGCAUCGCCCCAAAACAUAGGUCGUUCACAUUUAGUAAGCUAUUCACAUCAUCUACCAUACCAUCACCAUCAUUAUCAUUAUUCGAGGCCGAACAAACUGCACUUCGCAAAGAUAGGAGGUCAUGGAUAUACGCGGCCCUCAAUGUACGUCGGUUACCGCCCACCCUUGGUAGUACACCAUCGGUACAGAAGAUCGCUCACCCCCGAUUCUACGAGCACCGAAUCCAGCAAAUCUGAGGUCGUUACACAUGACAAUGAUGUGGCCGCGAAGUCGCCCUUAACCGACUCCGAGCACUCUACAACUAACGACUCCUUACUUCCAGAACAUGAGCCAACCGAUAGUAACGAUAAGCAUGUGGAGAACCGUCAAAUCCCUGACCUAUGGUUUAAUAAGCCACAUUUAUUCGGCCUGGAUCCAACAAUGAUGUCAUCCCUAAUUCAAUCGCCCAGUACCGAGGACCAAAACCAAGAGACGUUUCUAAGAUUUCCUGAGUACAAACAAGCGCAACAAACGACAACGUCUCAGGAAAAUUGUGGUUGUCCUGAGUCUAAUUUUCGUAUAAUUACUAAUGAACCUUCCGCAAGAGUGAACUCUCCCCCUGUCGUUAUGGAAAAACCGGCAGAGGAAACACCCUACUACCCUGGCAAACCUCGAAGUGCAUGGUAUUUCUCGCCAAUUUCUGCGCCAAAAGUGACGUGGCCGGUUGUUGUCGAUCACACACAUGAGUCAGACAGAUACACGCAGCAACCGUAUACCAUAUGGAGACUGCCAACAAAGAUCACACCUGAAGCGACUCAUGUAGCAGAUAUCAGUUUAAGAAGAGACUUAAAUAAGAAAACUGUACAAGAUAUUCUCUACGAUAUAGAGGAAAAUACGGGAGAAAUGCGGGCUGCACAAGAAGAACUCGAAAAUAACUCUUGGAAGGAUAUGAACACGAUGAACAUCGCUAAUCUAAGACAGCAUCAAGACAACCCAAAACAGAACCAAACCAAGAUCAAAUCAUUUCUUUUUGUUGUUCCUUUACCCCCGGAGAUUAAUGAGAUUGUGCGACCAACACUACAUUACUACCCCACUUAUUAUAGAAGUAACAACGAACUAUCGGGAACUCAAGAGAUCGUCAAUACACCAUCUGCAAGAAACAUUUUGCCACGUAAAAAUAUUUUUGCAAAUACUCUCAGCUCAUCUGAGUUUAAUCCUCCGAAUUAUGAUUACAAUUAUGUUUUGAACAAAUUUUGGAAUCAGAAUCCUCUGAAUACAGAUUUCUCUGAAUACAAAGACUAUAAUUUACCUGAUAUCAGUUCAAUCGAGCCUAAUGAUGUGAUUUAUACAAAUAUCGAUACUCAAGGGAACAUGCUGACACAACAAAGGCAGAUGCAAUUUUUGGACGACCGAUUGUAAUGGUUCUGAUGUUCUGUAUAUUAUAAUUAUUAUCAUUCUUCUCUGUACAUACAUAUUUUUUACAAGCGUACAUUACUCAUCGAACUCCGUCCACCGAACGGUUGUUAAAAAAUGUGCUUGCACAGAGAAAAAUGAUAAUAAUGUACUAAUAUGUAUUAAUGUAUAUGUAUCAAUGUAUUAAAUAAACAUAUUUGAAUAGAAAUUUUGA